This is a messenger RNA of Ustilaginoidea virens, 6879 nucleotides long. RefSeq lists its product as uncharacterized. The record is from RefSeq and is a predicted model, not a curated record. Lineage: Eukaryota; Fungi; Ascomycota; Sordariomycetes; Hypocreales; Clavicipitaceae. Gene Ontology annotation, biological process: fatty acid biosynthetic process. Gene Ontology annotation, molecular function: metal ion binding; ATP binding; acetyl-CoA carboxylase activity. The transcript is spliced from 3 exons. Bases 1 to 6879 code for a protein of 2292 amino acids.
AUGGUGGCUUCAGGAGCCAACGGCACCAACGGCCGGAGGGUGCCUGUUGCUAACGGCCACGCUUCUUAUGCCGAGAAGCACAACAUUGCAGACCACUUCAUUGGAGGCAACAGCCUAGCCAAUGCGCCGCCGGGCAAGGUCAAGGACUUUGUUGCCCAACAUGAUGGUCACACAGUUAUUACAAACGUUUUGAUUGCAAACAACGGUAUUGCCGCCGUCAAAGAAAUUCGGUCCGUUCGAAAGUGGGCUUAUGAAACGUUUGGUGACGAGAGAGCCAUUCACUUCACCGUCAUGGCCACCCCCGAAGAUCUGCAAGCUAAUGCGGACUACAUUCGAAUGGCCGACCAUUAUGUGGAGGUUCCUGGCGGCACCAACAAUCACAAUUAUGCCAACGUGGAGCUGAUAGUGGAUAUCGCCGAGCGUAUGAAUGUACACGCUGUUUGGGCUGGCUGGGGUCAUGCCUCGGAGAACCCCAAACUACCAGAAUCUCUGGCUGCUUCGCCCAACAAGAUUGUCUUCAUUGGCCCCCCCGGCUCGGCCAUGCGUUCGCUUGGCGACAAAAUUUCCUCCACAAUUGUUGCUCAGCACGCCUCAGUGCCUUGCAUUCCGUGGUCAGGAACCGGCGUUGAUGAGGUCCGGAUCGACAAGAAUGGCAUCGUUACCGUCUCCGACGAAGUCUACGCCAAGGGCUGCGUAACCUCAUGGCAAGAAGGUCUGGAAAAGGCCAAGGAGAUUGGCUUUCCAGUCAUGAUCAAGGCCUCCGAAGGUGGUGGCGGCAAGGGUAUUCGUAAAGCUUUGGGCGAGGAAGGCUUCGAGGCCCUGUACAAGGCCGCCGCCAGCGAGAUUCCAGGGUCUCCCAUUUUCAUCAUGAAGCUGGCUGGAAACGCCAGACAUUUGGAAGUCCAGCUGCUCGCCGAUCAGUACGGCAACAACAUCUCGCUCUUUGGAAGAGAUUGUUCCGUCCAGCGGCGCCACCAGAAGAUUAUCGAAGAGGCGCCCGUCACUAUUGCCAAGCCCGACACAUUCAGAGCCAUGGAGAAUGCCGCUGUUCGCUUAGGCAAGUUGGUCGGUUACGUAUCCGCCGGUACUGUGGAAUACCUGUACUCGCACGCCGAUGACAAGUUCUACUUCCUCGAGCUCAACCCGCGUCUCCAGGUCGAGCAUCCUACCACUGAAAUGGUCAGUGGCGUUAACUUGCCCGCUGCUCAGCUCCAGAUUGCCAUGGGCUUGCCUCUGCAUCGUAUUCGUGAUAUCCGAGUCCUGUACGGGAUCGACCCCAGAACCUCCGGCGAGAUUGACUUCGAGUUCAAGAACGAGGGCACCUCGCAGGCGCAGCGACGACCUACACCCACUGGCCAUACCACUGCCUGUCGUAUCACAUCGGAGGAUCCUGGUGAAGGAUUCAAACCUUCCAAUGGUGUCAUGCACGAGCUGAACUUUCGAAGUAGUUCCAACGUCUGGGGUUAUUUUUCCGUCGGUACGCAGGGCGGUAUUCACAGCUACUCCGACAGUCAGUUCGGUCACAUUUUUGCGUACGGCGAGAACCGGCAAGCGUCUCGAAAACACAUGGUCGUCGCCUUGAAAGAACUCAGCAUCCGUGGUGAUUUCAAGACCACCGUUGAAUACCUCAUCAAGCUGCUCGAGACAGAGGCCUUUGAGGAUAACACGAUUUCCACCGGCUGGCUCGACGAACUGAUAUCCAAGCGCCUGACUGCAGAGAGACCAGACACCAUGCUGGCCGUGGUGUGUGGUGCCAUUACCAAGGCUCAUAUUGCCAGCGAAGCCUGCAUUGCCGAGUAUCGCGGUGGCCUGGAAAAGGGUCAGGUCCCGUCAAAGGAGAUCCUCAAGACCGUCUUUACCAUCGACUUCAUCUACGAAGGUUUUCGAUACAAGUUCACUGCCACGCGUGCGAGCGCAGACAGUUACCAUCUCUUCAUCAACGGCUCCAAAUGCACCGUUGGUGUUCGCGCUCUCAGCGACGGUGGUUUGCUGAUUCUUCUCGACGGUCACAGCCACAACGUCUACUGGAAGGAGGAAGUCGGCGCCACCCGCCUGUCCGUUGACAGCAAGACUUGCUUGCUCGAGCAGGAGAAUGACCCUACUCAGCUUCGAACCCCCAGUCCCGGCAAGUUGGUUCAGUAUGCCGUUGAGAACGGCUCUCACGUCAAGGCUGGCCAGACUUAUGCCGAGGUUGAGGUCAUGAAGAUGUACAUGCCCUUGGUUGCCCAGGAGGACGGCAUUGUCCAGCUCAUCAAGCAGCCUGGCGCCACUCUAGAGGCUGGCGACAUUUUGGGUAUACUUGCCCUGGACGACCCCAGCCGCGUGAAGCAAGCCCAGGCUUUUGUUGACAAGCUCCCUUCGUACGGCGACUCCGUCGUGGUCGGUUCCAAGCCCGCUCAGCGCUUCUCCGUUCUUCGCUCCAUCAUGUUUAAUAUCCUGAGUGGUUACGACAACUCCGUCGUCAUGGCCGCCGCCCUUAAGGAGCUCAUCGAAGUCCUUCGCAACCCCGAACUGCCUUACAGCGAAUGGAAUGCUCAAUUCUCGGCUCUGCAUGCUCGCAUGCCUCAGAAGCUGGAUGCUCAGUUCGCCCAAAUCGUUGAGCGCUCCAAGGCUCGCCACGCCGAGUUCCCUGCCAAGGCACUGCAGAAAGCUUUGUCCAAAUUCCUGGAAGAAAGCGUUUCUGGAAACGACGCCGAGACGUUGAAGAAUACUCUGGCUCCUCUCACUGACGUCCUGAACUCCUACGCCGAGGGAACCAAGGUGCACGAGCUCAACUUCAUACAGUCCUUGCUGGAGACGUACUGGGAGGUGGAGAGACUGUUCCUCACGCACGCUCAGGAGGACAGCGUCAUCCUCAGACUUCGUGACCAGAACAAGGACAACCUUGGCAAGGUCGUCCAGACUGCUCUAUCCCACAGCCGUGUCAGCGCGAAGAGCUCUCUCAUCCUGGCUAUUUUAGACGAGUAUCGCCCCAACAAGCCCAACGUCGGCAACAUCAGCAAGUACCUGCGGGAUUCUUUGCGCAAACUUACCGAGCUUUCAUCUCGCGCCACCUCGAAGGUGUCUCUCAAGGCUCGCGAGAUCAUGAUUCAAUGCUCGCUUCCUUCUUUGGAGGAGCGUACCGCCCAGAUGGAGCACAUCCUUCGAUCAUCCGUUAUCGAGAGCCGGUACGGAGAGAGCGGCUGGGACCACCGUGAGCCCAAUCUCGAUGUCAUCAAGGAGGUUGUCGACUCCAAGUACACCGUUUUCGACGUACUCCCGCUCUUCUUCAGCCAUGAAGACCCCUGGGUCGGUCUUGCAGCUCUGGAAGUCUAUGUUCGCCGUGCGUACCGAGCCUACAUCUUGAAGCAGAUUGACUACCACAACGACGAAACCGACUCGCCGCUGUUUGUUUCUUGGGACUUUCAGUUGCGAAAGAUUGGCCAAUCAGAAUUCGGCCUACCUCUUCAAUCUGCUGCACCCUCUACUCCUGGAACUCCUGGAAUUCCCGAUCCCAACCUGAAGCGCAUCUACUCCAUUAGCGACAUGUCCUACCUCAGCAGCAAGUGGGACGAGGAGCCCUCUCGAAAGGGCAUCAUCGUACCCUGCAAGUAUCUGGAUGAUGCCGAGGAGUUGGUGCAAAAGGCCCUUGAAACGCUGGCAUUCCACAACAAGCAGACCAAUCAAUACAAUGCCACCGCCAGGUUCAAUGAGCUCGCCGACAAGCGCAGGCCCUUGUCUGCCAUCAAGAGGGAUUCAAAGCUUGACGGGGAGCUCUCUGCCGUCAUCAAUAUCGCUGUUCGCGACGCUGAAAGUAAAGAUGACAAGGAGCUCCUGUCACGUAUCAAGCCCAUUGUUGAGCAGUUUCGCGGCGAGCUGUUGGCUCGUGGCGUGCGACGGUUGAGCUUCAUAUGCGGUCACAGCGACGGCUCAUACCCGGGCUACUACACGUUCCGAGGACCAGAGUACCUCGAGGAUGACAGCAUUCGUCACAGUGAACCUGCUCUUGCCUUCCAGCUUGAACUGGGACGUCUCGCCAAGUUCCACAUCAAGCCCGUAUUUACCGAGAACAAGAACAUUCACGUCUACGAGGCUGUUGGCAAGGCCGUCGACACGGACAAGCGGUACUUUACCCGCGCCGUCAUUCGACCUGGUCGCCUCCGUGACGAGAUUCCCACUGGCGAGUACCUCAUCUCGGAGGCAGACCGCGUCAUUAACGAUAUAUUCGACGCCCUCGAGAUUAUCGGCAACAACUCAUCCGAUCUCAACCACAUCUUCAUGAACUUUACUCCCGUCUUCCAAUUAGACCCUCGGGCCGUUGAGCAGAGCCUCCAAGGUUUCUUGGAUCGGUUCGGUGCUCGUGGCUGGCGCUUGCGUGUCGCGCAGGUGGAAAUCCGCAUCAUUUGCACAGAUCCCAAGACGAGCACGCCUUAUCCUCUUCGUGUCGUUAUCACCAACACCUCUGGAUACGUCGUCAAUGUCGACAUGUACGCAGAGCGAAAGUCGGAGAAGGGCGAAUGGGUCUUCCACAGCAUUGGGGGCACCAGCGAAAAGGGACCUCUGCACUUGCUACCCGUCAACACUCCUUAUGCCACCAAGAACGCUCUCCAACCCAAGAGGUACAAGGCCCACCUCAUGGGAACCCAGUACGUGUACGACUUCCCCGAGCUCUUCCGUCAAGCUAUCCAAAACAGCUGGAUCAAGGCUGUCAAGGACCAGCCGGCCUUGUCUAGCCAGCAGCCCAAGGCUGGCGACUGCGUCUCCUUCACCGAGCUUGUUCUCGACGACAAGGACCACCUUCAGGAGGUUAACCGCGAGCCCGGCACCAACGCUUGCGGCAUGGUCGGUUGGAUCUUCAAAGCACGUACCCCCGAGUACCCUACCGGCCGCCGCUUCAUCGUUGUUGCCAACGACAUUACUUACAAGAUUGGAUCGUUUGGUCCCAAGGAGGACAAUUUCUUCCACAAAUGCACCGAACUGGCCCGCAAGCUCGGCAUACCCCGCAUCUAUCUGUCUGCCAACUCUGGCGCUCGACUGGGUCUUGCUGAAGAGCUGAUGCCGUUUUUCAAGGUUGCGUGGAACGACCCUGCCAAGCAGGAUGCCGGUUUCAGGUAUAUGUACCUGGACGAAAAGGCCAAGGAGACUUUCAAAAACGAAGUCAUGACCGAGGAGGUCACGGAAGAUGGCGAGAAGCGCCACAAGAUUGUCACCAUUGUCGGCCGUGAAGACGGUCUUGGCGUUGAGUGCUUGAGAGGAUCUGGUCUGAUUGCCGGUGCCACCAGCAGAGCCUACAAUGACAUUUUCACCGUGACCUUGGUCACCUGCCGAUCAGUUGGCAUCGGCGCCUACCUCGUCCGUCUUGGCCAACGUGCCGUCCAAAUCGAGGGCCAGCCCAUCAUCCUGACUGGCGCUCCCGCUCUGAACAACUUGCUAGGCCGUGAAGUGUAUACGUCUAACCUGCAGCUUGGUGGGACGCAGAUCAUGUACCGCAACGGCGUCUCCCACAUGACUGCCAAUGACGACUUUGCCGGUGUUUCGCGCAUCGUCGAAUGGAUGUCAUUCGUGCCAGAGAAGCGCAAUGGCCCCGUUCCCGUCAGCCCCAGCUCCGACUCUUGGGAUCGCGAUGUUGUCUACAGCCCACCCCAGAAGCAGGCCUUUGAUGUACGAUGGAUGAUUUCUGGCAAGCAUGACGACGACGGCAGUUUCCAGAGCGGCCUCUUCGACAGGGACUCCUUUGUCGAAACGCUCGGCGGAUGGGCUCGAACUGUCGUUGUUGGACGUGCUCGUCUCGGAGGUAUCCCCAUGGGUGUCAUUGCGGUCGAGACUCGGUCCGUCGAGAACAUCACCCCCGCCGAUCCCGCCAACCCCGACUCUAUGGAGCAGGUCAGCAACGAGGCUGGCGGCGUGUGGUACCCCAACUCGGCCUUCAAGACUGCUCAGGCCAUCAACGACUUCAACAAUGGUGAGCAACUGCCGUUGAUGAUUCUGGCCAACUGGAGAGGCUUCUCUGGUGGUCAACGCGACAUGUACAACGAAGUCCUCAAGUACGGGUCCUUCAUCGUCGACGCUCUCGUCAAGUACGAACAGCCCAUCUUUGUUUACAUUCCGCCCUUUGGUGAACUUCGAGGCGGAUCUUGGGUUGUGGUCGACCCUACAAUCAACCCCACCGUCAUGGAGAUGUAUGCUGAUGUCGAGGCUCGUGGUGGUGUCUUGGAGCCCGAGGGCAUGAUUGGCAUCAAGUACCGCAAGGAGAAGCAGCUCGAGACGAUGGCUCGCAUGGAUGCAACCUAUGCCAGUUUGAAGAAGGAACUGAACAGGAAGGACCUGACUCCGGAGCAGGCUGCCGACAUCAAGCAGAAGGUGACGGCUCGCGAGAAGGAGCUGCUACCCGUCUAUGCGCAGAUUGCGGUGCAGUUUGCUGAUUUGCACGACCGUGCCGGACGUAUGAAAGCCAAAAAUGUCAUUCGCGACCAGCUGGAGUGGGCAAACGCGCGUCGCUACUUUUACUGGCGCCUGCGCCGUCGUCUUAACGAGGAGUACAUUCUCCGCCGAAUGGCGUCGAGUGUCUUGUCAUCAUCAUCAUCGUCAUCAUCAUCAUCAUCUGCGGACCCGAACUCGACCAAGGCCAGCGAAGUACGAGCGCAAAACCUGCGACUUUUGCAGAGCUGGUCAAACAUUACUCCGUUUGACCGCAGCGAUAGACAGGUUGCUGAGUGGUAUGAGAAGGAGAGGAAGACGAUUGGUGACAAGGUUGAUGUUCUCAAGGCUGAAAGGCUGGCUCUUGAUGUAGCGGAGCUGGUUCGUGGCCAGAAGGCUGCAGGCUGGAAGGGUGUGCGUGAGGUGCUGAGGGUCAUGCCCGUUCAGGAGCGGGACGCGAUUCUGCAGUAUCUCAAGGAAUAG